Messenger RNA from Cuscuta campestris, 2974 nucleotides. The record is from the annotation of a GenBank genome assembly. Lineage: Eukaryota; Viridiplantae; Streptophyta; Magnoliopsida; Solanales; Convolvulaceae.
UUUUACGGGACAAGAGGAAUAAUAACAACAAAUUCAAGCAUUUAAGUCAAGAUUACUCAUGCGCCGUAGAGCCCCGUACUGUGCUACAACUACAAGGUGGAUCUGAAUUUGAAAAGAGGAUUAGCGUAACAGACCAAUUGAUUCUUCGGGUUUUAUCAGUUAAAUGUUUUGUUUGAAAAAAGACGAUUAGUAACCGGCGGAGUUAGAGGAAGAAGCGUGGGCUGUGCAACCCACUAUCAAAACGCCAUUUCACACUUAGACUACUUCAAGAUUGUGAUAGACUUCUUUCUUUCUUCCUUCCUUUCUUUCUUUCUGGUCAUGCUUUAUAUACUCUCUCUCUCUCUUUCUCUUUCUGUGUAUAUAUACACAUCCACAUACAUACAUAUACAUAAUAAAGUUUCACGAAUAAGCAAAAUAUACUUUUUUUUCCCAGAGAGUCACGGGCAGGCAAGAAGGCGUUUUGGGUGUUUUGUCCAAACAUUCUGAGCCCUUGUGUCAGUGGCCAUUUGAUGCCUCAAAGCAGAGGAAAAUGACAGCUAAAGAAUGGGUCUUGCUGCGUUUAGUGUUGAUUUUGGUCACUUUUCAGCACAUUCAUUGCGGCUCAGUUUCUUAUGACGGAAAAUCUCUCAUCAUCAAUGGCCAAAGAAGGAUUCUUGUUUCUGGGUCCAUUCAUUACCCAAGAAGCACUCCUGAGAUGUGGGAGGACCUCAUAGAGAAGGCCAAAGACGGUGGCUUGGACGCCAUUGAUACCUAUGUGUUCUGGAACAUCCAUGAACCCACACCUGGAAAUUAUGAUUUCGAGGGAAGAAACGAUUUAGUUCGAUUCGUAAAGCUAAUCCAGAAUGCGGGGAUGUUUGUGCAUCUCCGCAUUGGGCCUUUUAUCUGUGGAGAGUGGAAGUUUGGGGGGAUCCCUGUUUGGCUAAAAUAUGUCUCUGGUUCAACUUUCAGAUCCAAUAAUGAACCUUUCAAGAGGGCGAUGCAAGGUUUUGUCCAGAAAAUUGUUCAAAUGAUGAAAGAUGAAAACUUGUUCCAGUCACAAGGUGGUCCCAUCAUUCUCUCUCAGAUUGAGAAUGAGUAUGGCCUAGCAAGCAAGGCGUACGGGGCUGCGGGCCAUGAUUACAUGACUUGGGCUGCAACAAUGGCCGUCAAUCUUAAUACUGGUGUCCCAUGGGUUAUGUGUAAGGAAGAUGAUGCGCCGGAUCCGGUGAUAAAUACUUGUAACGGGUUUUAUUGUGAUUAUUUUACCCCUAACAAACCUUACAAGCCCAUAAUGUGGACAGAGGCAUGGAGUGGCUGGUUUGAAGAGUUUGGAUCCGCGAUUCACCAUAGGCCAGUUGAAGACCUGGCCUUUGCAGUGGCCCGGUUCAUCCAAAAAGGAGGCUCCUUUGUAAACUAUUACAUGUAUCACGGUGGAACCAAUUUUGGGAGAACCGCCGGAGGCCCUUUUCUUACCACCAGCUAUGAUUAUGAUGCUCCCAUUGAUGAAUACGGUUUAACUAGACAGCCAAAGUAUGACCAUUUGAAGGAAUUUCACAAGGCUAUUAAGCUAAGUGAGAGAGCUUUAGUUAAUGCUAAUCAAACUGUCAUACAAUUAGGAAGCUACCAAGAGGCACACAUAUUUAGUUCCACGUCCGGAGGUUGUGCUGCUUUUCUAUCAAACUUCCACUUGAAUUCGUCAGCCACUGUGACAUUCAAUAACAUGCACUAUCAGCUUCCACCUUGGUCAGCCAGCAUUCUUCCGGAUUGCAAAAAUGCUGUUUUUAACACUGCCAUGGUUGGAGUGAAGACAUCUGAGGUGCAAAUGUUGCCUGCUGAUAUGCCUACACUCUCCUGGGAAACAUUCACCGAAGACAUAUCUAAUUUGGAUACUGAUUCAAAGCUUACCGUUAAUCGUCUGUUGGAGCAAUUAGAUGUCACCAGGGAUAGCAGUGAUUACCUUUGGUAUAUCACCAGUGUUGAGAUAAGUUCAAACGGAGGCCAACAACCGGUUCUUGCAGUGAACUCUGCGGGCCAUGCACUACAUGUCUUCAUCAACGGGAAAUAUUCAGGGUCAGCUCAUGGAACAAAAGAACACCCACAGUUCACAUUUACAGCAAGAGUGAGCCUGCAGCCUGGAGUGAACAAAAUUUCUCUGCUCAGUGUAGCUAUUGGAUUGUGGAACGACGGUCCACAUUAUGAGACAAGCAAGACAGGAAUCGUAGGACCUGUGGGACUGCACGGAUUAGACAAUGUGGGAUCAUUAGACUUAUCUACACAGAAAUGGUCGUAUCAGGUCGGGCUGCAAGGCGAAGCCAUGAACUUGGUUUCACCGACAGGAACAUCAUCUGUUCAUUGGGUUGAAGGGUCCCUACAGGUGGCACAACCGCAGCCUCUGACAUGGUACAAGUCUUAUUUCAAUAGCCCCGGAGGAAAUGAGCCGUUGGGAUUGGACAUGGGCAGUAUGGUGAAGGGUGAAGUAUGGAUCAAUGGCCAAAGCAUUGGUAGGUAUUGGACAAUCACAGCAGCUGGGGACUGUGAGCCAUGCCGGUAUGAAGGGGCAUACAGAUCACCAAAGUGCCAGUCUGGCUGCGGCCAGCCUACUCAGCGAUGGUAUCACGUUCCUCGUUCCUGGCUAAAACCGACAGGGAACGUGGUGGUUGUUUUUGAGGAGAUAGGCGGAGAUGCAUCAAGAAUCUCUUUCGUUAAAAGAACGCUCGCUUAAUUGUAGAGAUGAUAAUCAAUGUUAGGCUAGUUCAGUUCAUUUCUUAUGCAGCUCGCCAUUGUUUUUCAUUACACGCCUUCAAGGUGGGUAUAUUUGUACAGAUAGGAUAGAAUCACCACACACACACACACACACACACACACACACACACCUGAAAAUGAUUGUUUAUACAUGUAUAUAGUACUAUCUCCUUUUCGUUACUUGUUUUGAUACAAUAAUGUUGUUACGUCAACUCUUGUUUUAUAGAAUAUGUAAUACAAUAUAUAAAAUCGG